CACAAGAAAUGGCGUUGUUUGAUCGAUAUCGUGAAACAUUUGUGGCUAAACUGCCCUCAGAAUGAUUAUUACAUGUGUGUCGUUACGAGCCAUAAGAAUAAUGUUGAGGAAAGUGGUCAAAUGCCGAUCUCCGAGUUGGAUUCUACGCGACGAAAAGAUCGAUAAUGUGCAGCACAUUAGCCUCGCUCCCGAAGUUCAGCGAGAAUUGGGUUGUUUGGUCGGCGAGCAUGUAUUUCUGGAAUAUCCUUGGGCCUAUGUGCCGCGAGAAACUGUUUUGAGAUUUGCCAAUGUAACGGGCUCAUCGCUGGAAUCAUAUCGAGACAAGAUUGAAGCUUAUAGUAGCGAUACUUUCCUCAUAGGUUAUUCAUCAACUCGAUUGAUUGCUCGCGACUUUGUCAUCUGCUUGACAGAAGAUGCAAAGUCAGCGAUACUGGAAAGAAACGCCGACGUCAGCAAGAGAAUCCGGAGUAAAAUUAUCCACAAAAUCAGGAAGACCGGCAGAUCUUGGAAGUCGCUCGGAAGUGAGACAGCGUUAGAUGGGAGUUUGAUCAGAAAUACGAGAGAAUUUUUCGAGAUGCAAAUAUGCUUUCCGAUCAAGUCUUUGGGCUUAAAUCGAAACCUCUGUGAUAGAUUUUCAGAGAAAUCUUGGGAUAGUUACGUAGAAUUAAUUCCAUACGAGGAAUUCGAGAAUAUCGAAAAGAAAUGCAUUUCUAGAAUGAUCCAAACGCACUUUGAGCCUCGAGAAAUCCAAGUGCAAACUUAUCCCGGUUAUCCCAAGAACGCCUGGACUCAAUAUAUCUACGAAGAUACUCUAAGGCCGGAUAUCGAUAAUGGUGAAUUUGGAAAAAAGGAAAAAGGAUCAACUGAGGAGAAAUCGGAGGAGUUGGAAGAGAAGAGAGAGAGCGAGGGGUCUAAAGAGAUGUUUGAUGUCAAAAUGGAAAAGAAGCCAGUGGAGAGCAAAAGUUUAUUGGCGCUCUUCUUGGAAGAUCAUGCGCAAGUAAUGAUUGAUGCCGUAUGCUAUAACACGGUCGUAAACGUACACAUAGACGAUAUCGAGACACUUGCACAGCAAAAGUUUGAAAUAAUUCGGCUGCGGGAUGAGAUCACUUACGUAGACCGAUCCUCCCUCGUCGAUUUACGCUUGACGAUAGGCAAGGUUAUCUCCGACGUUUCCUGGCAUCCGUGUCUCAUCGAUUAUGUGGCUAUUUCCUACGUUACCGUACCGUUGCAGGAAGUUAUCCGUUUCUCGUCGGAUAUCGAGUAUAACAUUAUGUCAAAAACGGAGCCAAUAGUAUUGUUGUGGUCUCUCACGGACUCUCUUCGGCCACGACUGUUAUUGCGAUGCGACCAGGAAAUUUACUGUAUCUCCUUUUGCCCGACGAACGGUGACUUUGUAAUCGGCGGUUCCGCAUCGGGACAAGUAGUUGUUUGGAAUAUUCACGAACAAAUAGAAAAUCGAGCAGACAUUAAGCUCGAGUUUUGCAUUCAAGAUGUUGUAGCGAUAAUGUCUGAUCGAAAUUAUUCACACGAACUGCCAAUUCGUCAAAUACAAUGGCUUCCUGAUAAUUACAGGAUAGAACCAUCCGGAAAACUAACGAAACUAUCCACUUGUACGAGUUGUCAGUUUAUGACGAUUUCCGAGGAUGGUACCGUUGCUAUUUGGGAUCUUUUGAGAUACUCCAUUAUCUCCCAGCUGAAACCAAGUGAUUGCAAGAUUCUUGAUGAAUUUUUUCGACCGACAUAUCGCUUGAAUGUUCGACCUUAUAACGAUCCAUUUUUCACACCUCUUUACUUGUGUCUUCCAUCAGUCUGCAUUUUUCAAGAAGGCGGUAAGCGUUAUGAUGAGUUGGAUUUCACGGGUAAAGAUGACACAAAGAGAUUAUGGAUUGGUACGACGCAGGGACACUUCGUUUGUUGCACCUGGGAGAGCCAGAUGUUUGACGUGGAAACAUCCGGUGUAGACGAGUGCAAGCUUCUAGAUUGCACUUUUGCACACGAUGGUCCUGUUGCAGCGAUUCUACGAUCGCCGCAUUUUUCGGACAUUCUGCUGACGAUGGGCGGUCACAUUUUUGCUAUUUGGAAAGACGAUCACUUAAACUUUCCAGUGUUCAGACGAAAAUCCGAUUGGGCGUAUACCGCAUGUUGCUGGAGUAAUCAUCCAGGAAUUUUCCUAAUGGGUACUAGUCUGGGCGAUCUGGAAAUUUGGGAUAUCGAAAGAAAGGCAAACAAACCAGUGCUCAUGCAAACUAUUUCCAGAAAGCCGAUAACUCUUUUGUCACUUCGGGGAUUGUGUAAACAAGACUUCAAACUAAUCGGCGCUGGUGAUUGCAACAGCGUCUUUCGUAUUUUUGAGGAACCAGCGGAGAUUAAAGAUGACAUACUUAAAAAAGUGGACUGGUUCGAAGAAUAUAUAUGGAGAGAAGUAAGAAGAAAAAAAAUGUUUUCUUCGUGGCAGAAAGAUUUUCUCCAAAACGAUGCGACCAUCGUUGCUAGAAGGCAAGCAAGAGCGGACGAGGAACGCAGGUUAAAACUCGAAAUGACAAGGAUAAAACUUCACAGAGAACAUGAGGAACGAUUAAGAUUGGAAGCUGAAGAGAAAAUACGUAAAAUGCCAAAAUCUAAAGAUAUUAUGUGGAAACUGCGACAGCAAGAAAGGAUGAAAAAGGUUCUUUUAGAGAAGAAGAAAUUUGUAUCACAAGAAUUAGAAGAAAAAAGAUCGCCGCUGAUUCGUUUAACUGAAGAGAGAAAUAUCAAAAUGAACAAAGGAAGGAACAAAGUUGCAUUUCGAGACAAAUAUUUUGAUCAUCUUGUUUCUCUCGAGUUCUCUGAUUACGAUCACAAUUUGAAAGAAAGAGGCCAAAACUCAAAACAAAGACAUGAAAUAGUAGAAGAUGAAAAAAUAAUUAAUAUAUAUUUGCAAGAGUUUUAUAAAAUCAGGGAUGAGAUGCAUGGCAUAAUAGCAAAGAAACCAUUUUAAAAUUUGAUUGAAAUACUUGCAUAAAGAAAAGGAAGAAAAGGCUAUACAAAAUGUAAAGAAUUCGUAAAUGCAAAUGCAAAGCUUGCAAAAUUCUCUUAAGAGAAGUGAUUUCAAGUUUGCCUAAUGAUAAUUAAGAUUGUAUGAAUUGAUAAGAUAAGAUACGAUAAUUCGACGAGUAGCCGAAAAAUAUUCUAGGG
This is a messenger RNA of Formica exsecta, 3174 nucleotides long. RefSeq names its product WD repeat-containing protein 63-like. Gene Ontology annotation, molecular function: dynein light chain binding; dynein heavy chain binding. The coding region runs from base 62 to 2977 and encodes 971 amino acids. Gene Ontology annotation, cellular component: inner dynein arm. The record is from RefSeq and is a predicted model, not a curated record. The transcript has a single exon. Gene Ontology annotation, biological process: inner dynein arm assembly; cilium movement involved in cell motility. NCBI's taxonomy places the organism in Eukaryota, Metazoa, Arthropoda, Insecta, Hymenoptera, Formicidae.